Messenger RNA from Ananas comosus (pineapple), 767 nucleotides. Its product is annotated as peptide chain release factor PrfB1, chloroplastic-like. Gene Ontology annotation, biological process: translational termination. The transcript has 4 exons. Bases 36 to 752 code for a protein of 238 amino acids. NCBI's taxonomy places the organism in Eukaryota, Viridiplantae, Streptophyta, Magnoliopsida, Poales, Bromeliaceae. The record is from RefSeq and is a predicted model, not a curated record.
UUCUUCGUUCACCUCACUCUCUCUCUCUCUAUUCGAUGGAGUGUCUCAACCCCCACCUCUCACACGCACACCACGUGCCCCGCACGUGCUCCUCCUCCUCCUCCUCCUCCUCCUCCUCCGCACGAAGGGCUCUUCGCCUCUUCUCCUUCCACACCACCUCGCUCAGAACCAAGCGGCUUUUCCCCUCAUCCUCGUUCCUCUCCUCCCCGAAUCCUCGGAACCCAUCUCCUCUUUCUCUCCCAGUUCAGCUCGCAACUUCCAGGAGUCAGUCGAGUGUGAAACCUAGUACCGACAUAGCUGAAUGGGCCAUGCAAGAUUUUUAUGCCUUGCGGAAGGAUGUAGAAGCUACUGCAGAGCGUGUAGACGAAAUCAGGAUUUCUGCUGGUUUAGAACAACUGGAAGCAGAUCUUGCUGUACUGGAGAAAAAGUCUGCUGAUAGUUCCUUAUGGGAUGACCCUUCAAAGGCUCAAGAAAUACUUCUUGCUUUGACUGAUGUUAAAGAGAAAAUCAAAUUGCUCAAUGAUUUUGAGUCACAGGUUGAGGAAGCUAAAACUAUAGUAAACUUAACCGAGGAGUCGGAAUCUAUAGAUGCUGGUCUUCUUGAAGAGGCCUCAAAGAUCAUUCGAGAACUGAACAAUGCAUUGGAUCGCUAUGAGCUGACUCAGCUUCUCGCCGGUCCCUAUGACAAGGAAGGGGCUGUAAUUAACAUUACUGCAGGUGCUGGGGGUACUGAUGCACAGGUAUGCAUCUAGUGCAUUCCUUAUUUU